This is a messenger RNA of Rotaria sp. Silwood1, 471 nucleotides long. The record is from the annotation of a GenBank genome assembly. Lineage: Eukaryota; Metazoa; Rotifera; Eurotatoria; Philodinida; Philodinidae.
AUGCUUGCUGCCGAUACUCAUUCUCGAUUGUAUUGUGUUCAUUAUGUACCAUCAAAUAUUGAUUGUCCAGAUUGUCGUUUAACUGAAAAAGACUAUAUAAAUCGACCACUCUAUGCUCCUCUAUAUGUUCCUCUACCGAAUUUAUCUACUGUACUUGAUAAUUCACAGCUCAAAUUACCUAAUACAUUUUAUGUACCAUUCAAUGAGAAAAAUAAUAAUUUUACCAGAUCUUUACUAUCAGAUGAUUGUGUCGAAAUAAAGACAAAGAAUGGCAUUGUUCGAAUACCUCGAUCAACAUUUGUUCAUCGAUCUCGUUUGAAUGAAUCUCCUACAUAUAAUAAUCAAUUGUCAACGAAAAGUUCUGCUUGUAAUUCACAACAAGCAUUUCCUGAUGAUUUUCAAAAACAUUCACAUCGUUUUACACGUAGUUUUAGUUGGAAAACUAAACCAGAAGAACCACCAUUUUCAUAA